Yamadazyma jaroonii is the source of this 672-nucleotide messenger RNA. The record is from the annotation of a GenBank genome assembly. NCBI's taxonomy places the organism in Eukaryota, Fungi, Ascomycota, Pichiomycetes, Serinales, Debaryomycetaceae.
AUGAAUCAAUGUUUAGGAAUAACAACUAAGGGACAGCGAUGUAAAAUACGAAGCAACGAUAAGUUCUGUCAUUAUCAUGUACAGCAAGAUAUGGGAAUGAUCAAUAAACAUGUUGCUUCCACCGAAGGUUCAAACAUUGUGGACAAAAAACCGUCAUCUGGCUUCAUAUACAUAUACACCUUACAUAAAUUUUUUGGCAAAGAAACAAAUUGGUUCAAAGCCCAUAAUCUUCCUGACCAUAAAGAUGAAUACAAAUUUUCCAAAUCUUCAUAUAUCUUCCUCAAAGUUGGGAUGACAACUCAAACAAUUUCCACCAGAAUCAAACAGUGGGAGAAUAAAUGUAAACAUCAGAUCUAUCUAGUUAAUCCAGAGACUGAUAAGAUACUACGGAAGACCAAGUUGACUGACCUUUUCAAAAGACUCAGAAUCUCCCAUUAUGAAACAUUCAAAGAUGGAGGGUUCUAUUCCCAUAAUUUAGCAUUGGCAGAGAAAGAGAUUCACCAGAAACUUCAUAAAUUGUACGGUAAAGGGAUCAUUUAUUGCAAGAAUUGCGGAGAAGAUAAAUACAACAUCCAUGUUGAAUGGUUCUUAAUCCCCAAGAAACAUCUACAAACGAUUUAUAAACUAAUUGAUGAGAUUUGUUGGAAGUACACUAAACAAGUUAACUUUUAA